This is a messenger RNA of Acaulospora morrowiae, 1101 nucleotides long. Lineage: Eukaryota; Fungi; Glomeromycota; Glomeromycetes; Diversisporales; Acaulosporaceae. The record is from the annotation of a GenBank genome assembly.
AUGUCAAAGAUGGAUGAAGCACUUACUAAACCAAGAAAUGUUACUCACACUUUAUAUAAGCUUUAUAACUGGUUGCAAAUGGGUAUGAUAGAUCUCAAUCCCGAAUUUCAAAGAGACGUUGUAUGGACAGGAAUCAAACAAUCUCACUUGGUCGACUCCGUUCUCAACAACUUUUACGUUCCGCCGGUAAUUUUUUCUUGUAAAAAGCUUGACAGUAAAAGGUGGAUGCGCGUUUGCAUUGAUGGAAAGCAACGUCUCACAGCUAUCAGAAAGUUUAUGGACAACGAAAUUCCACAUCUCAGUCCUUCCGACGGAAACAUCACAAAGCGAUAUUACAAGGCACUCAAUGGGAAUAAACGUUCUUUGACUGAAGCCGAGCGUGAGCUCUUCGAUUGCAGCGAACUUCUUUGCGUCGAGUAUUAUGAUCUCACACUACAUCAAGAACAAGAGAUCUUUAGUCGUGUGCAACUCGGUGUUGCAUUAACGCCUGCCGAAAAGCUUCAGGCAAUUAGCAGUCCGAUGGCCGAUUUUGCACAUACGAUUUAUACACAACAUCCAUCCAUUUCUGCCAUUAUGGAUACGAAGCGUGCUCGUCCCUUUCAACUCAUCACUCAAUCUUUGCACAUGAUCGAGUAUGAACCGGACAAGUUCAAUGCCACGCCUACUACAAUCACGAAGUUCUUGAAAGAGGAUCGCGAGGUGCCCGAAUCUCUUCGCUCUUUGGCGAAUCAAGUUUACAGAACGAUUGAAGAAAUGAUUGAAGAUGAUAGCGAGCUGUUUCACCGUGAAAACAAGUUGGCACCUGUUGAAUUUGUUUUUCUUACCUAUAUGAUUGCAAAAUAUCCCGGACUUCCAAUCUUUCAAUAUCAAAAUCGUCUUUUGGCGAUGAAGAAGCAUGUCCGCGCAAAACACGACGAUAUCCGUUUCAACAAUAAGGUCUAUGACACGUUAAAGAAGUUUAUUGACAACAUGGAAUUUGAAUAUGCAGCCUCGCACAAUACCUCCGCCAUAUACUCACCUCCAGUUCAGACGUUCGAUUCACAACAAAUCAGCGCAACGCCUACUCGUACAAGAAAGAGAGUUAAGCAUACUGCCGAAUAA